This is a messenger RNA of Lodderomyces pseudojiufengensis, 1374 nucleotides long. RefSeq names its product ubiquitin (gene UBI4). The transcript has a single exon. Lineage: Eukaryota; Fungi; Ascomycota; Pichiomycetes; Serinales; Debaryomycetaceae. Gene Ontology annotation, biological process: modification-dependent protein catabolic process; protein ubiquitination. Gene Ontology annotation, cellular component: nucleus; cytoplasm. Gene Ontology annotation, molecular function: ubiquitin protein ligase binding; protein tag activity. The coding region runs from base 1 to 1374 and encodes 457 amino acids. The record is from RefSeq and is a predicted model, not a curated record.
AUGCAAAUUUUUGUUAAAACUUUAACUGGUAAAACCAUUACUUUGGAAGUAGAAUCAUCAGAUACUAUUGAUAAUGUUAAAUCUAAAAUUCAGGAUAAAGAAGGUAUUCCACCAGAUCAACAAAGAUUGAUUUUUGCUGGUAAACAAUUAGAAGAUGGAAGAACAUUAUCUGAUUACAAUAUCCAAAAAGAAUCUACAUUACAUUUAGUUUUAAGAUUAAGAGGUGGUAUGCAAAUUUUUGUUAAAACUUUGACUGGUAAAACCAUCACUUUAGAAGUCGAAUCAUCAGAUACCAUCGAUAAUGUCAAAUCUAAAAUUCAAGAUAAAGAAGGUAUUCCACCAGAUCAACAAAGAUUAAUCUUUGCUGGUAAACAAUUAGAAGAUGGUAGAACAUUAUCUGAUUACAAUAUCCAAAAAGAAUCUACAUUACAUUUAGUUUUAAGAUUAAGAGGUGGUAUGCAAAUUUUUGUUAAAACUUUGACUGGUAAAACCAUCACUUUAGAAGUCGAAUCAUCAGAUACCAUCGAUAAUGUCAAAUCUAAAAUUCAAGAUAAAGAAGGUAUUCCACCAGAUCAACAAAGAUUAAUCUUUGCUGGUAAACAAUUAGAAGAUGGUAGAACAUUAUCUGAUUACAAUAUCCAAAAAGAAUCUACUUUACAUUUAGUUUUAAGAUUAAGAGGUGGUAUGCAAAUUUUUGUUAAAACUUUAACUGGUAAAACCAUCACUUUAGAAGUUGAAUCAUCAGAUACUAUCGAUAAUGUUAAAUCCAAAAUUCAAGACAAAGAAGGUAUCCCACCAGAUCAACAAAGAUUAAUCUUUGCUGGUAAACAAUUAGAAGAUGGUAGAACUUUAUCCGACUACAAUAUUCAAAAAGAAUCAACUUUACAUUUAGUCUUAAGAUUAAGAGGUGGUAUGCAAAUUUUUGUUAAAACUUUAACUGGUAAAACCAUUACUUUAGAAGUUGAAUCAUCAGAUACUAUUGAUAAUGUUAAAUCUAAAAUUCAAGACAAAGAAGGUAUCCCACCAGAUCAACAAAGAUUGAUUUUCGCUGGUAAACAAUUAGAAGAUGGAAGAACAUUAUCUGAUUACAAUAUUCAAAAAGAAUCUACUUUACAUUUAGUUUUAAGAUUGAGAGGUGGUAUGCAAAUUUUCGUUAAAACUUUAACUGGUAAAACCAUUACCUUAGAAGUUGAAUCAUCAGAUACCAUUGAUAAUGUUAAAUCUAAAAUUCAAGAUAAAGAAGGUAUCCCACCAGAUCAACAAAGAUUGAUUUUCGCUGGUAAACAAUUAGAAGAUGGUAGAACAUUAUCAGAUUAUAACAUUCAAAAAGAAUCAACCUUACAUUUAGUCUUGAGAUUAAGAGGUGGUCAAUAG